This is a messenger RNA of Paramecium tetraurelia, 1110 nucleotides long. RefSeq lists its product as uncharacterized. NCBI's taxonomy places the organism in Eukaryota, Ciliophora, Oligohymenophorea, Peniculida, Parameciidae. The transcript is spliced from 3 exons. The record is from RefSeq and is a predicted model, not a curated record.
AUGGAAAACAAUAGAUUUUAUUCAAAUCAAUCAUGUCAGAAAGAAUUAGAGUAACAACUAAAGGAUUCAUUUCUAGAAAUUAAACUCUUAAAAUAAGAGAACAAAUAUUUGUAAUUUCGCUUUUUUUAAUUAUCAUAUAGAUCAUCUACUUUUGAAGAUUUUAAAUUAAAACAAGAGGAAACUAGAAAAUUGCAAUCCUUAGUAGUUGAAUUAGAAUAAAGAGUGUUAACUUUGGAGGAAGAAAAUGCUAAAUUGGAUGCUGAAAUAGGAUACCUAAGAGGAUUUUCAUAAAGCAAAGAAGUUUAGGUAAAUUAGAAAGCUAGUUAUACAUAAUUGGAGCAAGAGUUAUCUGAUUUGUAGGUUUACUUAAGAAAGUAUAUAUAAUUAUAGGAGUUUUAUAGCCUAAUUGAACAAGUGCCUAAUAUUAAUAUGUAAUUAUGUUGGAAGGAAAUUAAUCAGAUAUUUAAAAAUCAAUUCAAUACUAACUAGUAAAUUUAGAAUUUACAAGAUGAGUUAAAACUGAUUGAGACUACUUAUAAAGAACUUGUUCAUUCUAAAGAUAAUAAUUUGACACCUUUAUAAGAGAUGGCUAAAUGUAUUAAUACAUUAUAAAAUUCAGAGCAAAGCAUAAGAGAAUCAAGAGUAGAAAUAGAGAGAAUAAGAAAAGAAGUUCAAUUAAAAUAGAUGGAUUUAAAAUAAUCAGACACAAAAUUAAGUGAGUUACAAAAUGAGUUUACAUACAUCAGUAAAAUUGAGACUAGAAAAAACAAUGUUUAAAUGGAGGCUGAAAAACAACUAAUUGACUUUAGAAGGGGGAUCUCGACUACAAAAAAUUCUAAUCAUAAUGUUUCAUUAAUGAGAGACACUUUCAAAGAAAGAGAUACUUAUUAAGAAAUGAUACCUGAGAGAUUAAGGGAUUAAUCGGAUGUACUUCCAAUCACUUCCUCAAUAAAGAGAAUACAAAGACCCUAUAUAGAGAUCAAUGAUAGAUUUGAUGAUUAUCAAGAUGCAGCGAAGACUCCAAUUGAAAAAACCAUUGAUUAAACCAGAAAGAAGUUAAGUAGACAAUUAAGUUAAGCAAGUAGUCUUCGUGAUUAAAAAUAUAUUUGA